This is a messenger RNA of Emericellopsis atlantica, 1576 nucleotides long. RefSeq lists its product as uncharacterized. NCBI's taxonomy places the organism in Eukaryota, Fungi, Ascomycota, Sordariomycetes, Hypocreales, Bionectriaceae. Bases 1 to 1200 code for a protein of 399 amino acids. The record is from RefSeq and is a predicted model, not a curated record. The transcript has 5 exons.
AUGCAGCGCAUUCGGUGUGAACACAACACAGAAGAUCCGACCGGUCCGUGCAUGACUUGUAAAAAGGUGGCCAAUACCCGAGCCGGUAGAUUGCCGUGCCUGCGGUACAAGAUCACCGAUGUGAAAUUGAACAAGUCUGGCAACGUUCCGGGCUACGAGUGGACGCAACGCUGGACCGACAAUGUCCCAAGCGUCGCCAGUGAGGGCUGGGCAUCCUUGGAGGUCAAAUCGAUCAGCCUGGCGGAAGGUUACUCGGUCAAUGUGAUUCAACUUGCCGUACGGCGAUUCGUUCCGCAAGCUGGCGACAAAAUCAACCGCACGUACCGUGACAAGACUGGCAAGCAAUGCUCGCAUUCGUGCACGCCAUAUGCGCUGGUCGACCUCAAGAGCAGCGCCGGGGCGUACCAGCGGUACAUCGAGAGGUCCAUUGGACAAGUGCUACACAAUGUCACAAAGGAGUACGGGCUCGUGCACAAGACGUAUUUGCGCAUGCACGCAUGCGCCAUUGACAAAUCGACACCACUGGAGAUACGCAGCCUCUUGCUCAAGACUUUUAUGCUUUGGAUGUAUGUCCGCUUGACCACCAAGUCCGUGUUCAUCAAAGGGUCGGAGACAUUGGGUAUCAAGCAGCUGCCCAAAGACAGCCCUGACCCGGACAAGGUGCCUGUACCGCCUGUCCUGGGCAGGCAGCUGGACAUCUUGCUGAUGGACAGGCUUGCCGAGCUGAGGAAGGAGGUCCUUGACGGCCUGGAGAAGCUUGUGUCCAAGAAGAAGCACAGCACAUGGUUCUACAUUUACCUCAUCAGCUUCGUGCUGCUCCACAACACAGCGUUGAUCACGGCCCACGACUCGCGCUACGCCAAAAAGCACGGCAUCAAAGACAAGAACGGUAUGCAGGUCCGAUUCGCGCGCGAGGCGUCCGUCAGAGAGUACCACGUCGGCGCCAACGUCCUGCUGGCACACUUCCAUUACUGCAACAAGGGGGUCUAUCCUUUCUCAGAUCAGUGCAAGGAUCAAGAUCUCCGGACGCUUGCAGGCUUGAACGAAGAUGAGAUCCUCUUCGUCAAAGCCACACGACAGGUUGCCAAGCAAUCCAAACACGACUGGGAAAAAGUCCGAGCAAGAGGCGACUACGAGAACGACUGGUACUUUGUCAGCCAGCUAUUCGAGGAGAAUUGGCAACCGCAGUCCACCAUUUGAAUGGUCUUUCUCAAGUUUUCUCUUUUUUGUUUCGUUUGCCAUCUCCUUCACUUGUCAGUGUGGGCUCGUAUGUCAGGUGAUGUGGGCAAAAGCGAGGUCAAGCAGAAUCUGCUGCAGGUGGCAAAAGAAACGUCGCUCAGUUAUGUAUGUAUGUCUGCAUGCAUGCAUGCACGGCGCCGCGCCGACAAGCAUCUGCCAGCUGUUUGGCUUCGAAAGGUCGGUUGGUAAGAGGAUAUCGCCGAGCUGAGGAGGCGUCGAAAGCGUCACCGCUCUUGUGCGCCACCGAUGCCGUCGCCAAAAGGAUGGGGGGAAAUAUUCACGAAGAUUGUCUUGUUCUGCAUCGUCACCACCACUCAUGUGCCGUGUGCCAGACCAA